This is a messenger RNA of Patiria miniata (bat star), 8455 nucleotides long. It is a transcript of the gene clec16a, whose product is annotated as protein CLEC16A-like. The record is from RefSeq and is a predicted model, not a curated record. Gene Ontology annotation, cellular component: late endosome; endolysosome membrane. Gene Ontology annotation, biological process: endosome to lysosome transport; endosomal transport; regulation of autophagosome maturation. Lineage: Eukaryota; Metazoa; Echinodermata; Asteroidea; Valvatida; Asterinidae.
AUACCUGUAUCAGGUAUUGAUAAGGAAUUCUGUGGUCACCGAACAGAACAGAGGACUGCUGGUUGAGACAGUCCGGUCCAUGUCUGAGAUUCUGAUAUGGGGAGAUCAGAAUGAUAGCUCUGUCUUUGACUUUUUUCUUGAGAAGAACAUGCUGCUGUUCUUCUUGAAGAUCUUACGUCAGAAGACGGGGCGUUACAUCUGUGUACAGCUCCUGCAGACUCUCAACAUCUUAUUUGAGAACAUCAGGAAUGAGACCUCUCUCUAUUAUUUGUUGUCCAACAAUCACGUGAACUCCAUCAUUGAGCACAGGUUUGACUUCUCUGAUGAAGAGGUCUUGGCAUAUUAUAUCUCCUUCCUGAAGACGUUGUCUUUCAAGUUGAAUGUUCAUACCAUUCACUUCUUCUACAAUGAGCACACCAAUGAUUUUGCUCUGUACACUGAGGCCAUCAAAUUCUUCAACCACCCAGAGAGCAUGGUGAGAAUUGCUGUCCGGACUCUAACCCUGAAUGUAUACAAAGUGAAUGACAAUGCCAUGUUGAUGUACAUUCGUAACAAGACAGCGGUUCCGUACUUCUCCAACCUGGUUUGGUUCAUCGGUAAUCAUGUCUUAGAGCUGGAUAGCUGUGUCAGGAACGACAUUGACCAUCAGAGUCGUAAUCGCCUGUCAUCCCUGGUAGCUGAGCAUCUAGAUCAUCUGCACUACGUCAAUGACAUCUUGAAUCUUAGGAUAGAGGCACUGAAUGAUGUCUUGACGGACCAUCUAUUGAACCGACUUCUGAUACCACUCUACGUUGACUCUCUGACCAAGGAGAGGUCCUUCGGCUUAGCUGAGGAUCCUCCCCACAUCAGCUCUGUGGUCUCCCUCUUUCUGCUGUCUCAGGUGUUUCUCAUUCUGGACCAUCCUCCACUUGUCUCCAACCUUGCUGGGAUUUUCUUCCAUGGCAACGAAGCGUUUCUGGCCCAGCAACCCACGGAUAUCAGCGGUAUUGAACAGGGCAGGAAUGGAACCCGGGCCACAGCAGUGGAAGGCGAGGACAGUAACCACUGCGACAAUCUGCUAAACGUGCAGUACCGAGGCUUUGUCAAACCUCAAGAGAGUCUUGAACGCUCUCUAGAGAGCAACAGGGAGAGGGGAAGCACUCCGCAACCCAGGAAACGACCCAACUACCGCAACGUGGACUCACCGACCGACGAGGUGGAAGGAGAGGGUGGCUUCUUUGCUGACGACCAUGAGACACAUGAACAGGACAGGGGGCAAGACGUUGGAGAGGCGGGCAAGGAGGAGGGAAGUCCGAAGGACGAGAUACAAGACCCUGGAGACAAACCUGUGGCUAUAGCCAGCGUUGAUGAGAUCCAGUCCCCGGCAGGAAUGAACUGUACAGAUGAAGAGAAGACGUCAGCGGUGUACGAGGCCAGGCAGUCAGAGUUACAGCUGUCUAGAAGACCGUACCUGCAAGCCAUCAUCAAUGCAUUGGAUGCCAGUACAGGAGACUACCGGACACUGAUAUCACUGUGUUUGCUGUAUGCCAUGGGAACCAAUGAAGGUAUUAAACAAGACCUGUUGGUCAGUGUGUGCUUAACAACUAGAUCAGAGGACAAGACCAGUUACAGCAGAGUCUUAGUUAACUGCCUAAUUGCUAUCAUAGGCCAUAGUUGCCAAUUCAACAGUCGGAUCCGUCCAGUAACCUUGGAGAUGUCUAGUCUCCUCCUCAAGCAGCUCGUGUAUUCAUCAGAGACCAACCGCUGUUUCCUUGAGGACAAGCAUCUAGCAAGCAUUGAGGGAGCCAAGGAGGAGAGUAUGUUGCUUCUACGAAACUUCUACCGAGGCGAUGAACUCUUUCUGGACAUGUUUGAUGACGAGUAUCAGAGCAUGAUGACGAGACCCCUCAAUGUGGAAUACUUGAUGAUGGAUGAAUCUAUAAUACUUCCUCCCACUGGAACGCCACUCACUGGUAUUGAUUUUAUCAAGCGUCUCCCCUCUGGAGAAUUGGAGAGAACCAGAAGGGCCAUCCGCGUGUUCUUCCUUCUUCGCAAUCUGUCACUGACCCUCCGUCAUGAGCCGGAGACCAAGCUACCCCUAGCCAGCCAAGACCAGAUAGUCAAAGCAUCUGACAAACUGGACCUGAAUAACAGUGAUUUAAUUGCCUGCACAGUCCUCAUGAAAGACAAAAGUCCACAGAGGGUCAGGCGAUUUCUAGUGAUUGACAACCAUCAAUUGAUUCUGGUGGAGCCGGAUAGCAAGAAGCUAGGAUGGGGCGUGGCUAGAUUUGUUGGGCCGCUACAGGACUUGGAGGUGACAGGGGACAAAGAUGACAGUCGAUCACUCCAUGUCACCAUUCACAAGCGGAUGACCACCUCCCCCCACGCUAAGCCCAUCCCCCUCCUGGCUGCCAGGUUCCAGUUUGAUGAUCAUAUACGCUGUAUGGCAGCCAAACAAAGACUAACAAAAGGUCGACAGCGAGUCCGUCAAGCCAAGACAGCCGACAUCGCUGCUCUCUUAGAGAUCCCCAGUCCAGCCUCUCCUACCUCCCCUGCCCCGCCCUACCCAUCCCUAGGAGCCGCCCAUCCAGGCAGCGCCAGGCCCGUCUCUCAGCAGACUGGACGAGGGUUUAGCCUCGGAGACAGCUCAUCAGCAGUGCAGAGGGCUGUGGCCCCCAUUGCUCAGGUCAUCGGAGCAAGGCGAGGCCUCUUCUCUUCAGCCAAUCGCCGUCACUCGGACCCCCAGACAAAAGGACAGCCGCAAGCCUCAACACAAGGACAGGAGACAAAAGGAGCAACGGGCUCAGGCACAGCCAAGAGCAAGCCCAAGCCGUUAUCGGGAUCCCCGUCCCACAACACCCCCAAGACCCGAUGGGCCCGGCCACGCAAGACAGUCACCGGCUCGCCCGAAGUAGAAGAAGCCAAAGAUGCCAUGUCACCCUCGGCUUUCGGGACCCCUCCGAUUGCCUCCCAAGAAUCCUUCCCCAUCCAGCUAGAUUUCGACAGCAGCAGCAGUGGCAACGUAGCUGCAGCUGCCGACAGCGACGAUGAUGACAACACCUAUCAACCAAUGAGUGAGCUCGAUACAGAUCAGUCCACACUUCCUCCAACCCUCUCCAAAUCUAAGGCCCCACCCCUGACUCUCAUUCCCAGCUCGGAUUCAGCUGGGGGAAAUGUCGAGUCGCCCAAGCUCCUUCCUCCGGCGUCAGAAGAACGCGUCCGUAGCUUCAGCAGUACCUCCUCGGAUUCCGCCAAAACCUCAGGUCCCACUUCCCUGCCUCUGGUCUCUCCGUUUGCAGUCAAGAGCCCUGCGACGAUUGACGUGAACCCAAUCUCAGCCUCAGCGGAUACAUCAGAAACCACGCCUAUAGAGAGUGCCCAGGCUUCCCUGUCUAGGCUCAGCCAGAGCUGGAAGGACUUAGAACCAGACCAGAUGGAGCUCAAGCAAAUCCGGCAAGGGUCUCAGGAAUCUGACGAUGGCCAAAUCGAACCUGAUCUCUUGGACCUCGGCAAGACAGAAGGAGAAACACAGAUGGCUCCAGCAGAUGUUGAAGACAAAGACUCAUCAUCAUCGGCCUCAGAGACUUCCAGGCAGGGACCAGACUGGGUGAGCAUAAGUGAUAGAGACAGUCUGUUGGACACCAGACUAAGCAUGAAUGAGGACCCCAAGGGGUCAUUGUCUGACCCCCAUCAGGUACCUCAAGGUGUACCGUCCCUGGACGAGUCGUUACAAAACAUGGUGCAGGCCCAGAUGCACAGCUUAGCAACCAGUGACGACAGUUCACCCUCUCCACCAGGGGAAAUUGUCUAGACUCCAUCCAGCAGCAGGAGGAACACUCUUGAUAUCAGUCAACAGUAGAUGGAAGAAAUCAUCUAAACGCAAUCCAACACAAGACUCCAUCCAGCAGCAGGAGAAAUCCUAUGGAUAUCAGCCAGUAGUAGAAGACACCGUUUUGUAAUCCCACGAACUUGAGUGGAACAUUGAAUAAUGUAGUGUGUCUGUAUCCUACUUGCCAGGAGGCCGAUGGCUGAGUGCUAUGGGGGACACAGACGCACUGCGUUAUUCGGUGUUCCAUGAGUGUGAGUGGGAUAAUGAAUUUAUCUUCAAGCAAACUUGACGCACAGUAAAGAUGGAACACGCAAGCUGUAUGUGAACUUUUCGGAGGUUACCCUAUUAUCCUUGCGUGCAUCACUAAUGGCGGGCGCAUCUUAGAAUAGUGCGAUACGUGGAGUGCGGUAUAUGAGAUAAUGUAGCCGAGUUUGUUGCCGUGGAUCGACAAAUCGGGAAUCAAAGAUUCAAGUUUGCUUGAAGAAAAUCUUCUAGACCCUAUCCUUCACCCUCCAUCUCCACCACCAAUGAAUUAUCCAAACCCCAUCCAGCAGCAGGAGAAUUCAUCUACAUGUAUAUGCCAUCUGCCUGCAUUACAAAGUCAACCUAUUGUUUACAUGUACCGGUACCACAUUGUCCACAUGUGCAUUGCUUUUUUGGGGGAAAAAGGUUUUGGACCACUUAAUGAGUUUGCAACCUACAUGUGUUGUGAGUCAAGUUGACAUUGUGUGAAUACCGGUAGAUCAGUGUCCAGCACAUGUAUUCUGUGAUUGUAACAGAGUUUCGUAGUCUGGCAAUUUGAUGUCAUACUGGUCAUGUCAUUGUAGACAUGUAUCGGUUCCUAGCUCUUUACUGUGAGGUAUUUUGAGGUUAAUGAACUCAACAUUGGAAAAAUGUUUACACCUUGGUUUAAUAACUAGCCUCGUUUUUCCAUGCAAAAAAAAAGAUUCUUGCAGUGUCACUUUUGAUUACUUUUGUUUUUUUACUGUAGUCAAGAGGCCUUUUCAAAUGUCCGACAUUUCUGUGUUGUACCUGGUUAGCCCAAAGAGUUGGGAAGCCUCUAUCACUAGCAAGAAACAGACACAGCCUCUGGUUUGCUGCUCUACACGGGUAAAAUUUAGCCCUUCAAAAUACAUCUCACAGACCCAUACGCUUUUUAAACUAAGCUCUCUUGUACAAUCCGGCUUUAAAAAAAAAGCGUUGUCUGAAUUUACUUUAGGAAGCAUGAGAAUGGACUCUGGAGGUUUUUUCUUUCUUUUUUUGUUAUAGUCGCAUGUUAGGAUGAAAUUAUAGCAGAUUUUAUCCUUUCGUGUAUAAUGAGAAUAUGCAAACUGUGCCAAAUCAUUCAUUUUUGCAUCCAAAAUAUAAAAUCUUCAAAUAUAAAGUAUCAAGUAUUUUUGUCAGUGAAAUUUGCAAAAUAUAGUGGGAUAUUAAGCGAGGUACUUUUUAAAAUAUGUCUUGGACUGAAUUCAGUCUGAGUUUAAAGUUUGUUGAUUUUCAUCAAGAUUCGUUUAUUUUCUGAAAGAUGAAUUUGUGCUUUAAGUGAAAUGUGUUUUGUUUUGAAAUUCAAAGCUGCAAUUGUUUUUGAAGAAUUUUUUGUUUUGGAUGAAUACAAAUUUAUUGCCAAAAAUCAAACAUUCUAAGUGUCUUAGAGCAGAUUUCGUCAAGCGGUCAGAUAAUUUUGUUAAUGUAGACUAGAAAAGUAGAUUACCUCCAUUACACAAGCACACCCAAGGUGACGAACUUACCAAAAAAAUAAGUGUGAAGUUUUUGUUCCCCAGUACCAAUCAGUGAAAUGCCUAAAAUGUCAAAAAAACUCCUGAUUUGCCAUAGUUAGUUGUCAGAUGGAACACAUAUGUUUUGCUUAGACUUUUUAUUGCUGUUAAUCUUUUCCCCUGUUAGUUUUAUGCAAUACAUAGUCUUGUUGGGGAUAUUUUUACUAUAGAGCUAUCCGAGAAAGAUCAGAAAUUAUUGCUUACUCUGUUGCAGCAGACUUAAAAAUAUAUCCUAUUUAUUUCCUAUAUAACAAAGUAUAAAGCCAAUAUCUAUAUCAUAUUUUUUGUGAAGAGUGGUUAUAUUUGAAUAGUCUAGAUAUAUGGUCUACUGAUGACUGUUUGUCCGUAUGUCUGUCUUAUUGGCUGUCUGUCAAAGUUGUUAAAGAGGCCAUCCGCAAGUUAGUAACAAGUGGUAUCACUGUUAACAGAGCAUGAACUUUGCCAAGGUAGCCCCUUUAAUUGCCACAGCUCAUAUCAAUAAACGUAACUGACUCAAAGGUUACACAAUUUCUUGUGAUUGACUUGUGAGGACUUAGUGACACUGUACCGGUAAGUGUUGACUUUUGAACACAUUAUAAACGCCUUUUUGGCAGCAAUUUAUAAGCAUUGCAACGCGUUUAAGGAGCUCAAUAUUUGAGUCGGAUUCAUUAUGCAGGUGUCCAUGUACCAAAAACAAAGCCUCGAACAGCCACUUGAAGUUUUGCAGCUGCUUGUUACUGAAAUUUGACUUUUCAGAACAUUAAAUAACGAACAUUCCGAUUACAUUGUAAACGCCUCGUGUUUAUAAACUGUUGCGAAAACGUUUAUAAGUUAAAUACAUUAAUUAAGCUUUACAUACAGUGCACACUAUUCUUCUGUCAGUUGUGCGGUUUGAUCGUCAAUUUCCACAACUUCCGUUGGUCCGUCGGUCGAUUGGUCUGUUGCCUCAUUGCUUUGCAUAAAUCAUCCAGUUUUCAGAGGCUGAAGUGUUUUACUUACUUGUUAAAUUUUAUUUUUUUCAUAUCAUGCACUCUUUAAGUGUCAUGAACUUUGCAAAUAUAGCAAAAUAUCUCAGUAUUUAAAGUAAAUGUAGGAAUUUUGACCCAGAAACCGGAAGUGCGGCUUGCGAUAAUUAACGCCAAAGGAAACCAAUUACACUGGGAACCAAUUUAGCUCGAAAACCCCAAGUUUUACUGUCACGCGGUUGGAUGCACUUGGAAGUUCACCGGCCGGUCGGGGUCAAUCGCAGGUCACACAUCAAAGACAAACACAACUUGUAUGGCAAAAAAAUACCACAAUUAUUUCGCCAACAUCUACAUCUUCUUGGAAUUUGGCUAUUACUAGAGGGGUGGGGGUUUUGUGCCUUUCAUAAAAGAGAUGAAAGGAGUGACAAUUGGUUUCAUCCACUUUAUAAUUACUCCUCAUUCAAUCACAGACCACAAGGGAAUUGUAUUGGGACGGUCACGCAGUGAUCCAUGCCUUGACACAGAUAUUGACAACAAGCCAGUGAACCGCUUUUAUAAAGAGUCAGCGGUCUUCUUUGUUGGAACUUUUGGUGGCCAUCUGCACUUGCUGUGAACUCGUCCCGCACCUGUGCGGUAUUUAACAGGGAGGGGUUUUCAUCCCACUGUUUGAUAAUUUUAAAGAAUUUUUUUUGAACAAGUUGAAUGUGCCAGCAAACCUAACCCUCCACAAUCCUCCAAAAUUCUCAUGGCGGUUUUGGAGGAUUGAGGAGAUUUUAGGAUGAAUGGUGUUUGAGAAACGUGAGGAUUUUGUAGGAUUGAGGCGCUGGGUAUCCUUCAUUUGAACAUAAGUGCAAAAUUCUGGAGGAUUAGGGAUGAUUCCUCGCAAAAAGGGUUCUGGGGGGUAGUUUUAAAAAAAAAUGACUGCCUGUUAAUUUACAAUAUGCCAAGUUUUUGAAAGUCGACACGUCAAAGACUUUCCUCGGAAAUGACGUGUUGCAAAUGCGAGUGAAUGGUUGUAGUGGGUACAGCCUGUAACGCCAGGCACGUGAUCAGUGUACACUUACGAGGCCCCCUUCAAUGGAGAAACCAUUGUGCAUGCUAUUGUACAAAGCAACUGCCUUGUGAUGGAUUAUUUGAACAAUAGCUGGCACAAUGCUUUCGCCAUUGAAGGGGGCCUUCAUGAUACAACGUGCCCGAAUUGGUUAUACUUAAUGCUGGUCGAGGGCUUGCGAGAAAAAAAAUCACAAGCUUGGGACUUGAAUCCACGACCUGCUGCUUACUAGUGCAGACGACUGUCACCACUCCUGUGGUUGUUGGUUUGAGUCCCACCCGUGCAAGUUUGUGAUUUUAAUCUCACAAACUCUCAGACAUAAAAUAAUAGAUGUGAGUUACGUUGGUGAAUGGCAAACCCAAUAAAUUUAUAUUUUCCUGAUUUAGAAGUCUAUCAAAAGACGAUGUCGGCGAUAUUCUGUUUUGAAAAAGAUAUUAAUGUCCAUAGUGGCAGAAGAGAGCGCAAGAAAUAGCCAACUUUAGCGGUCACACUUGUCAAAACUCUUAAAUCGAAAUGAAAUUAUGUUUAAUAUUAAUGUUCUCGCUUCUUCUUCACAUUUAACAUGAGGAGUUGGAAGAAUUAAUGAAGGACGCUCAAACCGAAUUCUUUGUUUUGCCGCGUUAAUAGUUGUGCUUAAUAAUUAAAGUCAUACACAAUGCUUUAUAUAAAGAGUAUUAUAUUUAACAAUUAUAAAUGUGGUAGAGAAACUAUUAAUGUACAGUAUGAUUUGUUGACAAUUGACAUGUCUGCCAGCGUUUGAAAUAAUUGUGUGACUGUCACAGAAGUUGUAUAUAAUGAUAAAAUACGCUAUCAGUAAUGAUAUAAUAGUGUAUUUGAAAGAUGACUUGAAUAAAGAUGAGAAAUUGAAUGAAAUGAC